Molecule: messenger RNA, 2601 nt
Organism: Linum tenue
Lineage: Eukaryota; Viridiplantae; Streptophyta; Magnoliopsida; Malpighiales; Linaceae
Source: the annotation of a GenBank genome assembly
AAGAACACAGAAAAAAUUACAAGAAAACACAAACUUAUGCAGAGAAUCAUGACCUUCGCCAUUCACCACUAAUAUUUCGUCUUGUGCUGGAAUUUUUUUUUUACUUCGGAGAUCGAUUCCCCGGCGAUAACCCCGGCGACUAGAGUUUUCAGUCCGGCAAAGUGCUUCUCUCUAUCUCUCUGUCUUGCUAGUUCGCUUCCAUAAGCAUAGCAGUAGGUAUUUGCCUUGACAGAUUUUCCCGUCUGGGGUUCAUUCAUUCUUAGUCUCGGGACCAAAAAAAUGGCGGCCUAAGUAGGAAUUGCCGAGGUAGGAAUGAACACUCCCGUUGACAAUCAAGAUCUUCUUCUCGACCCGCUAAACCAACCCGAACUCCCGUACUCUCAACCGCAAUCCAAUCCCUCCAAUUCCCAAUCCCAGCCUCGUCGCCUCCGUGGAUUCGCCGCCACCGCCGCGGAAUCCGCCGGGAAUGCCUCCACCGGCAAGGGGAAGAGGGAGAGGGAGAAGGAGAAAGAACGGACCAAGCUCAGAGAGCGCCACCGCCGUGCCAUCACCAGCCGGAUGCUCGCCGGACUUAGGCAGUACGGGAAUUUCCAUCUACCGGCGCGCGCGGAUAUGAACGAUGUUCUCGCAGCCCUAGCACGCGAGGCUGGCUGGACUGUGGAGACUGAUGGCACCACUUAUCGCCAAUCGCCUCCUCCUCAGCUGGCUGCGUAUGGUGGUGGAAUAAGGUCAGUUGAAAGCCCUACCAUAUCCGCAACUUCCCUGAAGAAUAGUUCAGUCAAUGUGACAGCUGCAUUGGACUCUCAGCAGCCCCAUGUUCUUCGAAUGGAUGGAAGCUUGUCGCCAGCGGCUUCUCUUGAUUCAGUUGUGAUAAGCGAAAUAGAUACGAGAAAUGAGGCUGAGAAAUUUACCAAUUCAAGCCCCAUCAACUCUGUUGAUUGUUUGGAUCCUGAUCAGAUUAUACAAGAUGUUCGGUCCUGUGACGAUGGAAAUGCUUUCACUGGCUCUCAGUAUGUUCCUGUUUAUGUCAUGCUUGUGAAUGGUUUUAUCAACAAUUUCUGCCAGUUGAUUGAUCCACAAGGUGUUAGACAAGAGUUGAGUCAUUUGAAGUCGUUGGAUGUAGAUGGUAUUGUGGUGGACUGCUGGUGGGGAAUUGUUGAGGCAUGGAGCCCUCAAAAGUAUAUGUGGUCUGGUUACAGAGAGCUCUUCAACCUCGUCAAGGAAUUCAAGUUGAAAUUGCAGGUUGUGAUGGCAUUUCACGAGUAUGGAGGAAAUGACUCCAGUGAUAUUCUGAUCUCUCUCCCACAAUGGGUGUUAGAGAUCGGGAAAGAGAACCCAGAUAUAUUCUUCACAGAUCGUGAAGGAAGAAGAAAUACUGAAUGUCUUUCUUGGGGGGUGGAUAAAGAGCGAGUCCUAAGAGGGAGAACCGGCAUUGAGGUAUAUUUUGAUUUCAUGAGGAGUUUCCGGACAGAAUUCGACGAUUUGUUUGCUGAGGGUCUUAUAACAGCGGUUGAAAUUGGCCUUGGAGCUUCGGGAGAACUGAGAUAUCCAUCUUUUUCAGAAAGAUUGGGUUGGAGGUAUCCUGGCAUCGGUGAGUUUCAGUGUUAUGACAAGUACCUCCAACAAAAUCUACAGAGAGCAGCUAAAUUGCGUGGUCACACACUUUGGGCCAGAAGCCCUGAUAAUGCUGGUGAAUAUAAUUCGAGGCCCCACGAAACUGGUUUCUUUUGCGAACGAGGCGAUUAUGACAGCUACUUUGGCCGCUUUUUCCUCCGCUGGUACACACAAUUGCUGAUUGGCCAUGCAGAUGAUGUCUUGUUCCUUGCCAGGCUUGCAUUCGAGGAUACAAAAUUAGUUGUUAAGAUUCCUGCAGUAUAUUGGUGGUACAAGACUGCAAGUCAUGCUGCUGAGUUAACCGCUGGAUACUAUAAUCCUACCAACCAGGAUGGAUAUUCUCCUGUGUUUGAUGCUCUGAAGAAACACUCGGCUGUAGUUAAGCUUGUGUGCUCAGGACUGCAAGUUUCUGGCAACGAUGCAGCUGUUGCUGAUCCAGAAGCCUUAUGUUGGCAGGUUUUGCACGCUGCUUGGGACCAUGGACUGACCGUGUCAGGCACGAAUAUGCUGUCGUGCUACGACGGAGAAGGGUAUAUGAAAGUAGUCGACAUGGCAAAGCCGAAGAACAACCCGGAUCAUCACCACUUCCUCUUCUUUGUAUAUCAUCAGCCAUCGCCUUUGUGCCAAGGACCAGUCUGCUUCCAGGAGUUGGAUUACUUCAUCAAAUGUAUGCAUGGGGACAUAUGUGGAGAUCUAGUUUCCUGAGGAAUGGUCCAGUGAGUGCAGCAUCAAGUCAGGCCGAAGACCUUGUUGCUGAGAAAUUCUUCCCGUUGAUGGAAAUGGAAAGCGUUUGUUUGUUUGUUUGGUCUAUAGAGAUUGUGAAUUAUUGGGAACUAUGUAUUUUGGGCAUGUGAUUGUAAGGGUGAACAUAUCUGGUUUGCAAGGAUUGUUGUAUUAAAUAUAAUAAUAGUGUACCGUUCUAUAUGUGCAUGAUGUUAGCGUUGGUGUUUCGUCCACGAGACUCUUGAUAUGGUUCUAAGAAAUUAG